UGUUCCAAAUGCAGGGCUAAAGAUUCUAAUCGAUCACACCAUUUCAUGUACAAACAUGGCGGACACGCACUCACUCCUCACCGUUGGUGGCGACAGAACAACAGGCCAAUCUGUCCGAACACAAAAUGUUAUGGCAGCAGCCACAAUUGCCAAUAUAGUGAAGAGCAGUCUUGGACCUGUAGGUCUUGACAAGAUGUUGGUGGAUGAUGUGGGGGAUGUUACAAUAACAAAUGAUGGUGCAACAAUAUUGAAACUCCUUGAAGUUGAACAUCCAGCAGCAAAGGUGUUGGUAGAACUGGCUGAUUUACAGGACCAAGAAGUGGGCGAUGGAACUACAUCCGUGGUGAUAAUAGCAGCAGAGCUAUUGAAGAAUGCAGAUGAGUUGGUGAAACAGAAGAUCCACCCAACAUCUAUCAUCAGUGGCUACAGACUCGCUUGCAAGUAAGAAAUUGACAAGAUGUUAUAAGGCCUAAAAAGGUUUAAUGAGAGUACCGUUUUCAA
Messenger RNA from Mercenaria mercenaria, 501 nucleotides. Its product is annotated as T-complex protein 1 subunit alpha-like. Gene Ontology annotation, biological process: protein folding. Gene Ontology annotation, molecular function: ATP hydrolysis activity; ATP-dependent protein folding chaperone; ATP binding. The transcript is spliced from 4 exons. Gene Ontology annotation, cellular component: chaperonin-containing T-complex. The record is from RefSeq and is a predicted model, not a curated record. Bases 56 to 445 code for a protein of 129 amino acids. NCBI's taxonomy places the organism in Eukaryota, Metazoa, Mollusca, Bivalvia, Venerida, Veneridae.